Messenger RNA from Dictyostelium discoideum AX4, 3099 nucleotides. RefSeq lists its product as hypothetical. NCBI's taxonomy places the organism in Eukaryota, Evosea, Eumycetozoa, Dictyosteliales, Dictyosteliaceae. Bases 1 to 3099 code for a protein of 1032 amino acids. The transcript is spliced from 3 exons. The record is from RefSeq and is a predicted model, not a curated record.
AUGGUCCCAAUAUUUUUAAAAAUUUUUUUUUAUGGAUUUUCCACAAAUAAAUCAAAACUUAGUGAAGGUUUCCAAAGUGAACAAAGUAAUAAUAUCAUUGAAAAUAAUUUCCACAAUUUAUUUCAUGGAAAUUUCAAUACAAAUUUCUUAAAUAAUAAUAAUAAUAAUAAUAAUAAUAAUAAUAAUAAUAAUAAUAAUAAUAAUAAUAAUAAUAAUAAUAAUAAUAAUAAUAAUAAUAAUAAUAAUAUUAUAAUUAGUUCACCAAUUCUUUCUGCUUCUCCAUCAUUAUCUCCAAGAUUCCAGGAUAUUUUAGAAAAUAAUUCUGUUUCAAUUAAUAUACAAUCAUCAAUUUCAGAAAGUCCACCAAAUUCUACAGAUUGGCAAUUAGAAAAAUUUGACGACUCAAUGGGGAUGAUAUCAUCAGUUAUAUCUCUUAGGGAACAACAACAACAACAACAACAACAACAACAACAACAACAACAACAACAACAACAACAACAACAACAACAACAACAACAACAACAACAACAACAAAAUCAGCAACAAAUAAAUCUACAAUAUCAAAAUUUACAAGAGCACUGUCCUCAAAACCAAUCACAUAAUCAAUCACAUCAACAAAAACAAAAUAAUUCUACACAAAUACCAUUAGUUCAAAAUAAUCAACAAAAUUUGGAAACAUUUUCAAUAAGUAUUUUGGAUGAAAAUUUUAACAAUAGUGGAAUCCUAUCAAUGUUUGGAGAGAAAUGUAAAAAACCCAAAUUUCCACAUUCCUCUAUUGACCAAUAUCAAAAUUUACCAUCAGACAUUAAAAUGAUCGUUGAAAACAUAUCAAAAAUGAGUAACUUUUCAACCCAAGAAGAGAUAGUAAGUGUUACAUUUAAAUUUGCCUUUUUCUUGACCAACUUAUCUGAAAAAACAUUGAAAAUACUUCAUGAUAGUAUUUCAAUCUUCAACAAAAUAGAAGAUUUAUUUUUUCAAAUAUUCUUACCACAAUCAAAUUUAAUUCCAGAAAUAUACCUAAAAGAAUAUAUUUUGAAUUUGUUUUCUCACCUUUGUGAAAGAGAACAUUUUUUAGUUUUCAAUACUUUAAAGCUGCCACUAAAUUUCAUGUUUUUGUGUAGGUCAUAUUUUGAAUCAUUUGAUCGCUUGGAUAAAAUACAACAAAAUCAACAAUUACAAAUUCAACAACAAAACCAACAACAAAAUCAACAACAUUAUAAUAAUAAUAAUAAUAAUAAUAAUAAUAAUAAUAAUAAUAAUAAUAAUAAUAAUAAUAAUAAUAAUAAUAAUAAUAAUAAUAAUAAUAAUAAUAAUAAUAAUAAUAAUAAUAACCAACAACAACAAACACACCUCCAACAACAAUACCAUAAUUAUAAUAAUAACUUUCCAAUAACAUCUAUUAAUAUUCAACAACAACAACAACAACUACAACCAAUUGAUAUCCAACAACUCAAUAUCAAUAAUUCACAAAAUAAUCAAAAUAAUAUUCAACUUGAGCAACCAAUUAAUCAUCAAAAUCAAAAUAUUUAUCAACAAUUCCAACAAUUUCCAAAUCAAGUUCCCUCAAAUCAAAACCUAGUUGGAAAUGAUAUUUUUGAUACUUCAAUUAUCACCAUUCCUCAAAAUAACAUUUCUUCUUCUCAACCCUCAUUUUUACAACAAUCACCUCCUUUAACACAUCAUCCAUCAUCAACUCAAUUAGUAAAUAAUAAUUUAUAUCAGUUUGAUAGCAAUAAUCAACAACAAUUUCAAAUUCAUUAUACUUCUCCUUCCUUUAUUGGUGCUCUUGCUUCUAUUAAUAAUAAUAAUACUACUAAUAAUAUAAAUUUUGAUAAUAGUGGUAAUACUACAACAACAACAACAACAACAACAAUAACAACCACUACAAAGACAAGUAAUAAUCAUAAUAGUAAUGAUAAUGUUAUAAUAAAUCCUAAUGGAAGUUUCCUUCACACUAUACCACAAGAAUACAGAACUAAAGGAUCAAAAAUUAAUUUAUCAAGAAAGAUAAAUAAAUCUCCAAAGGGUGUAAUUAGUCCUAAAUAUAGAUCAAUAUUACCAAGAUUUGGGUUUAAAAUGAAAGAUUUAGAAGAGAGAUCAAAUAUUAAUGGAGAAAAUUAUAUAAGGAGUAGAAAAGGUGUUGCAACUUUAAUAAAUACUUAUUUAACACCAAUUUCAGCUGAAAUGAGUACAAAAAGAGAAAGUAAAUGUGGUGUUGUAAUUUGUAUUAAAGAUCAUGAUCAACAUUCAAGUGUUUCCAUUGUACCUAGAUUGUAUCCAAUGUCAAAUGGAUCCAAAGAUGGUGUUGAAAAAUUUGUUUUUCAUAAAAAUGUUAUUUCCAUCGUUUGUCCAGGAGUAUUUUCACAUAGUUACUCUGUAAAUAGAUUAGACCGAAAUCAAAGAGGAUUUUUCAUUAGAUAUAGUUUUUAUAUGGGUAAAGAAGAAAUAGAUUAUGUCCAUACACCAAUAAUUAGAUAUAAAAAUACUCCCUCAGAUUUCGAUCAACCAUCAAGAGUUUUAUUAGGUCAUGUAAUAUCACUUCAUCCUGUCACUCAAAAUGGCAUAGUUGCUGUUAAAUUCAUUGCAAUUUCAAAUCUUUUAAAAAAAGGUUUAAUUACUAAAAAUAUAACAACUUCAACAUCAAAUUUAAUAAAUAAUGAAAAUAAUAAUGAAAAUAAUAAUAAUUAUAAUGGUAAUAUUAAUAGUAAUAAUAAUAAUAAUGAAGAAAUUGAAGAAGAAGAAGAAAAUAAUAAUAGUAGUGGUGGAAGUAGUGAAGAUGAUGAUAGUGAUUCAAAAGUUAAAGCAACAAGAAUGGGUAAACCUUUGGAAAUUAUAUUAUAUGAAAAGAAUCUUCAAUUCCAUUUAACAAUUCCUCAACAUAUUAGUAAAGUAAAUCCAGAAGAUAAAUGGAGGUUCCCUGAGACUCUCAUUACCGAAACUAAUGAUCCUAAGAAAUCAAAAAAUUCGAGUGAAAUCAUUCAUUUUGUUUCAUCUUAUUUGAUUGAAUUCGCAUGUAUUAUUCCAAGAGGUAAUUAUGAGAUAAUUUUUAGAUAUGAAAAUGUCAACAAAACAGUUCACCCAAUUUAUUAUUCAAUUUAA